UGGUUUUCUAUAGUACCUGGUGUUUGUUUCUGUGUAUGUACAUCUAUAAUUUUCUCACUUGUUCGGAUAUCUUCUUGGGUGGUUAUUUCGAGUAGCCCUUCCUUUUCAGUAAUGAUGCUCGGUUUAACAAUUCUUGUUGUCUGUAUGGUUUCUAUUGGAGGUUUCGUUUCUUCAACUUGUGUUGUUGUUAUCAAUUGCAUCGUAGUGGUUCUGUCUUUGCUCAUUUCUAGUGUUGUUUCUGUUGUUGUUGUUUCUGUUGUUCUUUCUGUUGUUGUUUCUGGUGUUUCUUUGAUAACUGUUAUUUUUUGCUCAAUAAUUUGUUAUCACCAGUUGCAUAUUUCAUUCCUUUAUUUAAAGAUCCUGCAACUCAAUUUUUAUGGUUUUAUAUCAUAAAUAAAAUGCUCAAAUGACAAUUUAUCAAUAUUGUUAGUUCCAAAAACAUUGAAAAAGCAUUAUUUGUAAAGAUAUUACCGAAUUUACAUUUCAUGUUAAUAAAGGGGGAUAAUUAGAAAUUUAUUUUCUAUGAAGUCUAAGUUAAAUGUUUUAAUAAGAAAUGAAUGUAUAUAUAUUUUAAUGAUUACAUAUAAUGUGGACAAAUAUUUGCAGUACAUAGUUUACAUAUUCUUCGAUGUUUGAAAAUUGUUUUAGAAUCAUAAUUGUAUACAUAUAAUUAUAUAAUUGCACUUUUAAAAGUGUGGUAACAACCUUAAUUACAUCAUACAGGAUCUUUAAUUAAAACUGAAACCGAAAUGCUAUUAUUUUAUUCCAGUUACUUGUAAGUUGAUAUCUUAGUUGUAUGUAUAUUACCAUCAUGUAUUAACAUUUACAUCAUCCUUAAACCAGGUAAACAUUAAACUGUUAAAAUGAUAAAAUUCAAUAAUAAACGUGAUUAGAUAACACCCUUUGAAAUACUUUAUAAACUUGUUUUAGUUUAACAAUAGUCCAGGCAACUUCACCUCUGAUCAUUAAAUGAAAGACGGAUCUUAACAUGUUAAUUUUAAAUUGGAUUUUAAUACUUUGAUUGCUUUAUGGUAGGUGAUAAGAUUCAGUGUAUAAAGGGCACCCGCUUAAUUCAUGUAGAGAGUAUGAUUAAAUUAGGGGGCGGUAUCUCGGUUGUUUGUGUCAUACUAAAUAUUGGAUUAUCAUCGACAAACAAUGUGGAACCACAUACUACUGAAAAAGAUUCGCCCAGGAAACAAAGUACCAAUAAUCUGACGUCACACAUUACGCACAAGUUAAACAGUACUACAUCAACAAGAUCAUUUAUAUCCACAUCUUCAAAAUUGCCACAAAGUUCAGCAUCAUAUUUAGUAUCAACACUAACUUCCACCUCAGUAUCAACAUCUUAUUCAACCUCAAUACCGACAUCUUUUUCAACGACGCCAGUGUCUUCAAAAUCAAAUUCAUCGCCGAUUUCUACUUCUCCAAAACUUUCAAACGCACCAAUGUCUUCACAAACAUCUUUAUCUACUUCAACAAUGCGUUCACCAACAUCAAAUGAUUUUACAUCAAGCACAAUGCCUUACAUCUCAUAUUCGGAUGAAUCUUCAACAAUGUCGUCUGCUAAUAAGACGUCGACUCAAAAUCCAGGUUUAGGAGGUUUUCACAUCAACACCGAUCUUGUCGUGGAAAUCGUUUUCAUUGUCCUUUGCCUCGUCAUUGCCGGAAGUUUUAUGACAUUUCUUCUUAAAAAGAAAGGAUAUAUAUCCUGCCAACGAUGUAGAAGUUGUCUUCAUGAACGGCGCAGGCGUAGAUCUUCAACAUCGAGUCGAGGGCCUCUUACACAAGAUGAUGCAACCUUCGUCAAUAUCUCGGAUCCCCCGAGACAAGAGCGGGAACUUUUCUCAAUCGGAGACCAAGAUGGCGGACAAGAUGGCCGACAAAGAUCUUUGCAGCGGCGUGGCACGGAGGAUGAUUACUUUUAUGAUGAAAUUUUUGGACAGUCAGCGUUUGUUGAUGAAACAACGAAUAGAGCUAACACUUAUUUAUCAGUUGCUGAUGAUGACGAUGAUGAUAUACUGAGCGGUUUGAACGUCCCAGAUCUUGUUUUUAAAACACCAAAGAAAAUGUGAAAAUUGAAAAUGAAUUCUGAAAUUGAUGUUAUGUGUUGAAGUAACAAGAUACAGUUUGCUAAGAUAAAAUUAUAAGAAAUCAUGAAAUUUACAUGUUAGUAUUAAUGUUUAUACCCUCCUCUAACACGGAUACCAUCAAACAUAAAGAUAAUAAUUUAGAACAUUGUGAUGCACAUUGGGCACAUGUUGACCCAUUUGUUCAAAGAAUUUAGUAGGAAAUGGGAGAAUGCAUACAGUGCCUGUUUGUUUUGUUUGUGUGUUUGUUU
Molecule: messenger RNA, 2338 nt
Organism: Ruditapes philippinarum (Manila clam)
Lineage: Eukaryota; Metazoa; Mollusca; Bivalvia; Venerida; Veneridae
Exons: 4
Coding region: 1029-2072 (347 amino acids)
Source: RefSeq, a predicted model, not a curated record